AUCCAUUUAUAACUAUCAAGAUGGCUGAGUUCAAGAAAUUGAAGAAGAAAAACUUUAGAAAAAGGAGAAACUCCUCAGAUAGUGACAUUGGUUCCGAUCCAGAAAUUGAAACAAGCACAAAGCUUGGGGACAUAAAAGAGUUACAGAAGACGCGGGAGAGACAGAAGGGAGUGGACAUAGUCGGCCUGGCAUUGGGCAAGAAAAUACCUAAGACAGAGGAGAGGGACAGUCAUGAUCCCUUUAAAAUGCAAACUGGGGGCUACAUCGACAUGAAAGCAUUAAAGUCAAGUGGUACACAGCUCACUGAGGAAGAAAAGGAAGCCAUUGGAACAGCUUUUGCAGCAGAAACAAACAAAAGAGAUGAAGACGCAGAGAUGCAGAAGUUUGUUGAGGAGGAGCUGAAGAGAAGGAAAGGUCAUGUGACGGAGGACGGCUUGAGGCCUGGACAAUCUAAUGUGUCUGGUAACAAGUUGUUUGAGCUUCCUGACCAGCUGAAGUCCAUCACCUCACGAUUCAAGAAAUCGGAGGACAUGUUGUCCAGCCAGAUGCUCUCUGGAAUCCCGGAAAUCGACCUUGGAAUCGAUGCCAAGAUCCGUAACAUUGAGGAGACUGAAGAGGCAAACAACAGACUGAUUGAGGAACGGAGCAGAAGGAAGAAGGACAAGAUCUCGGAGUUUGUGCCAACCAACAUGGCUGUCAACUUUGUCCAACAUAAUAGGUUCACUAUAGAAGAUGCUAAACCUGCGUCAAAGAAAGAGGAACCAGUCCCAGCUAAGAAGGCUAAAGUUGGGGAAGCAGACAGACCAGGUGGGCACUUUGAAAAUAGUAGAAGGCAACCUUUAAGAUACUGCAAUAUACAUGCACAGUGUUCAUCUGUCACUGCAUCCACUUUGUUAAAACUCUGGGGUUUUCCUGGAUUCUUACAUACGCCAUGA
Messenger RNA from Mya arenaria, 935 nucleotides. RefSeq names its product splicing factor C9orf78-like. The record is from RefSeq and is a predicted model, not a curated record. The coding region runs from base 21 to 935 and encodes 304 amino acids. Lineage: Eukaryota; Metazoa; Mollusca; Bivalvia; Myida; Myidae. Gene Ontology annotation, cellular component: spliceosomal complex. Gene Ontology annotation, biological process: mRNA splicing, via spliceosome. The transcript has 8 exons.